UGCUCUGGUUCUAUUUGCAUAGAGGCGGGGCCUCUGGCGCUGAGAGGCUGGAACACCCAAUCAGGUGGAACCCCGGGACCUCCACCUCGCUCCAAACGACCCUGGGGGCGAAAUCCGCCCAGAGACUUAAUUUUCAUGGGGCGGGGCCUGCUCUUUGAGUCGGGCCGGGCGCCACUUCCCCUUCCAGUCGGCUUCCGCCCGCUGGCUUCCGCCCGCUAGCUUCCGGCUUCCGUGCGGCUUCCGCCCGCCUUCCUUCCGGCUUCUGUCCAGUUUCCCUCUGCCUUCGCCGGCCGCCACCCGCAGCCAGGGCACGAAUGCUACCAAAACGGCGGCGAGCGCGGGUCGGGCCCCCGGACACCGCCCCUCCUCCGGCACGCUUCCCUGGGAUCACUGUCUACCUGGCUGAGCCACGCAUGGGCCGCAGCCGCCGGGCCUUCCUCACACGCCUGGCUCUCUCCAAGGGCUUCCGCGUCCUGGACGCCUACAGGUCAGAGGUGACACACGUCAUGAUGGAGGGGACCUCAGCAGAGGAGGCCGUCUGCCAGCAGGAGCGCAGGACGGCGGCUUCACCAGGAUGCACCCGCCCGGUGCUCUUAGACGUAAGCUGGUUCGCGGAGAGCAUGGCGGCCGGGCAGCCUGUCCCUGUGGAGCGCCGGCGCCGCCUGGAGGAGGCUCUGGAGACGCUGGCGGAGGCCGCGGGCUUCGCCGGCAGUGAGGGCCGCCAAUUCUUCUUGUGCAGAGCGGCCUCCGUGCUCAAGGCCCUUCCCAGCCCAGUCACGGCCCUGAGCCAGCUGCGUGGCCUGGCCCACUUUGGAGAACACUCGUGCAGGGUCGUCCAGGAGCUGCUGGAACACGGAGUGUGUGAGGAGGUGGAGAGAGUCCGGCUCUCGGAGAGGUACCAGGCCAUGAAGCUCUUCACUCAGAUCUUUGGGGUCGGGCUAAGGACCGCUGACCGGUGGUACCGGCAGGGGCUGCGGACGCUGGACGACCUCCGAGAGCGGCCCCAGAGACUGACCCAGUAGCAGAGAGCAGGACUCCAGCGGCACCAGGACCUGAGCACCCCGAUCCUGCGGUCAGAUGUGGAGACCCUGCAGCAGGCGGUGGAGGCAGCCGUGGGCCAGGCCCUUCCUGGGGCCGCGGUCGCGCUGACUGGCGGCUUCCGGAGGGGGACGUUGCAGGGCCACGACGUGGACUUCCUCAUCGCCCACCCCCGGGAGGUGCUGCCCAGAGUGAUGUGCUGCCUGAAGAAGCAGGACCUUGUCCUGUUCCGCCAGCACCAGCGCAGCCGGCAGGCAGACGACCCCACCCACCUGCCCCGGCGGAGCCACGCCAUGGAUGCCUUCGAGGGGACUUUCUGCAUUUUCCACCUGCCACGACCCCCAGGGGAUGCUGUAGGGGUGCCCAGAGGCCCUGCCCCACCUGACCACCUGGUGGUCACCCCCAUCAGCCAGUUCCCCUUUGCGCUACUCGUCUGGACUGGCUCCAAGCAUUUCGAGUGGGAGCUGCGCCGCUUCAGCCGGAAGGAGAGGGGGCUCUGGCUGAACAGCCGUGGUCUGUUUGAUCCGGGGCAGAAGAUGUUUUUCCUCGUGGCUUCAGAGGAAGACAUCUUCAGACUCUUGGGCCUUGAGUACCUCGCCCCAGCAGAGAAAUGCCUGACCCUAUUAGCUGGCCCUCACUUCCACUCUCUGGAAAUGGAGGGGGCCGUUUGAGCCGGACGCUAUGGGUGUUCUGGUCCUUGAAUG
Molecule: messenger RNA, 1742 nt
Organism: Physeter macrocephalus (sperm whale)
Lineage: Eukaryota; Metazoa; Chordata; Mammalia; Artiodactyla; Physeteridae
Gene: POLM
Product: DNA polymerase mu
Biological process (GO): double-strand break repair via nonhomologous end joining
Cellular component (GO): nucleus
Molecular function (GO): DNA-directed DNA polymerase activity; DNA binding
Source: RefSeq, a predicted model, not a curated record